Messenger RNA from Closterium sp. Naga37s-1, 1356 nucleotides. The record is from the annotation of a GenBank genome assembly. Lineage: Eukaryota; Viridiplantae; Streptophyta; Zygnematophyceae; Desmidiales; Closteriaceae.
AUGGUGAUUGCCGGAGCUCAUGAGCAGUCGCCAGAGCUCGUUGCCGCCUGGUCGGCUGUCGUCGCCAAGCCUCCGUCGGGGCCCGAAAAGGUGACCAUGGCGACGAAGCCCCCUCUACCGCCGGCUCCGAAGCCCGUGACAACAGACGCUGAAAAGACUCUUCCCCUCGUACCCGCGGAUCCCCAUGGCGGGGGCGAGACGGGCCCGGCUGCCCCUGUUGUUGAUCCGGCCGCUCCGGCUGCUGCUCCUGUUCCCCUCGCUCCCGUGGUUGCGCCGACGGCGUCUGCUCCUGCUGGGGGAGUUGCUGAUCCCCCUGCUCCUGCCCCUGGCGCACCCGUUGCGCCGGCCGCUUCUGUCCCCAACGUGCCUGCGCCGUUGUCUGCUUCGUCCCCGCAGGCGGGGUCCGCCACCACUGGCGGCCCGACCCCGAUGGUUGAGACUCCAGCCGUGGAACCGAAUGCACCUGCUGCGCUGCCGACGGCCCCGCAGGAGCGCGAGUCGUCGCGGCGCCGGCGCAACUCUCCCCGGCGCUACCAGCCGCCGGACCAAUGGCCUGCUCACCCCGGUGGCAAUGCGGGCUGGAGGGGUCCCCGCGGGCGUGGUGGUGGCGGGGGUUACCGCCCGCCUGUGACAAUGGCGGAUCUUCAGCGGGAAGUGUCGAGGGCCGUGCGCGAGGAGAGGGCGGCGCAGAGCCAGAGCAGUUCGCUGCGGGCCGCGCCAGCGCACGUGGCUGCUCUUCAGGCUGUGCCUCCCGUGGUCCCUCCGCCAGCUGCUGCACUUCCUCCUCCAGUCCUUGCCCCAUCGGCUCCUGCUCCUGCUGCCUCGGCACCUCCCUCCGGCUCUCGUCUUCAUCUGCCGCCGGUUCCGCCUGUUGCGGGAGUGGAGUUUGUUGCUGCGGGUGGUGGCUCGUCGGCACAGUAUUCCCACCACGUUACUGCGGAUGAGCCACUUCUUUUCCUGACGGAGGCACUUCAGCCUCCGCAGACGCGUGUUCCCGAGGCGACGCUUGGCCAGCUCCACCGACUCGCGGAGAGCCUCCACGCGUUGCUGCUGAUUCAAGUUCUCGCUCACUCGUCCCUCCCCGUGAUUCCUCCAGAGACUUUCCGCGGCCGCCAGCGUGACACGUGCUUGGACGCGGCGGACCAGCUCGCGUCGCUGCUGGCGCCCGUGUUGGCUGCGCCCGCGGAGGGUGGCGCUGCUGCUGCGGGACAGCUUGACGAGGCUGUCCGGGGCUUGAGGCGGCACUUGCGCGCAGGAUCUGGAGCCGCGGCGAUCGGCGCAAGCAUGCUUGUGGUCCGGGAGCUGUGGCGCUCCCUGACGGGCGUUCUUCACGCCCUUGGAGCUCACCGCAUGUAG